Rotaria sp. Silwood2 is the source of this 5025-nucleotide messenger RNA. NCBI's taxonomy places the organism in Eukaryota, Metazoa, Rotifera, Eurotatoria, Philodinida, Philodinidae. The record is from the annotation of a GenBank genome assembly.
GGGACUAAGGGUUUUUAGUGAGACUACGUAGUAUCAAGCGAGAAAAGUUUGAUUCGGAAGAAAUUGGUGUGGUUUUUUUGAUUUUAGAAUUCAGUUUGAAAUAAAAAAGCCCAUAGACUCGGAAUUAUAAGGGAGAACAAGCUGAUUUCAUUUUUUGAAAUCAGCUUGACAUCACGUGAAAUCGCAUGAACUCAUUAGCAACCAUUGCUGUUGUAUAUUUAUCAAAUUUACGGAUUUUUUUAUAUUCAAUGAAAGAACAACAAGAGUAUCAAGUUCUAAUAUGGUUUUUCUUGACUUUAUCGAAAAAACGAAUACUGUUAACGAUAAGUGCUGAGACUAUUAUUCAUCAUAUGCAGAUUAUAGCCAUUUUACAUUGAAAUUCAUAAUUCUAUCAAAUGACUCAUGAAGUAGUUGAUGGAAAUGGUUCUAUACACGAACAAGCGACCACAAACUGAUUCCUUGAUUUCCUUGAUUUCUCCGAUUUGUAGUGAUUUCGAUCACUGGCAAUCAGUUAUUAUCUGUUCACCGCGAAUCAAGAGGAAUCAUAGAAAGCAGGGUUGUCGAUUGUUUUGAAAAGUGGGCGGGGCUAAAAAUUGGACAGAAAGUGCCUCAUCUGACUUUCCGACAGCAACUGAACAAAUAAUGCUGAAUACGUCGAGUUUUUGCGAGAUUUUGUUGAAAGAAAGUGUUUUUAUUCGACUUUUUGCCAGAAAAAUGGUGAAUAGUUCUUAAAAAACCAAGCGUCUGCCAUAAUUUAGCAGGAGAUUUUUUAAAAUGUGGUAGAAACUAUUAGAAAUUUUGGCAAAAUCGAAGAUGUUUUCAAUUUUUCGCGGGAGUGGAUCGCCUCCCUCCCCCUCCUCUAAUCGGCAAGCUUGACAGGAAGUACUUAGAAAUGAAGAAAAACCUUGCGCGAUCAUUGUAAAUCAGGAUUAAUGACUAGGAAUAUUGGCAAUUAUCCAACGGCAAGAAAAAUCAAUGAAAAUGAUUAGAAAUCAGCGCUUUACUUUCAACAUUAUUAAUGAAGGUUUUCUAUGAUUUAUAGCGAUUUCCACUGAUUUCUAAUAAGUUCCCAUAGCUCCUAAUGGCUUUUGAUGGUUCCUGAUAGAUCUAACCACUUUGAGUCAUUAUUCGUAUUUUUAAAACGUUAAAAUGAUUUCGGAUGACUUUCCACAUUUCCAGUGAUUUCCAUUGAUUUCUAACCUUGGAAAGAGUUUGUGUCUCGUUGUACACGAGUAAAAUGUGAUUGGAUAUCCUUCGGUCAUCGUUCAACCUCACCAUCUAGGAAUUUAUUGUCUACUAUUUCAUUUUUGGUGUUCUCUUUCUCAUUUAAUGCACCAAAGAACAGACAUUUUCGUUUCUGCUUCUUACUAUCUUCGUCGUUCUUAACGAACCCUUUUCCUUUUGUCGGUUCAUUUUCUCUAGAUUUCUUGAUUUUCGUUGCCCAUGUGAAAGAUGUACGACGGGAAACAACAAUUUGCGGAGAAUUUCUAGCAAGAUUCUGAGGUUGCAUUCCUAAAUCAGUUCCGACUUAGUUUCCACCAAUUUCUGCAUCUGGAAGCGAUAUUCGGAUACGAUCACUUGUUUCCAAAUGAUAUUGUUCUCUAUGGUUCGCGUGUUUUAAUCAAGACGACAAGAUAUGUUUCAUAUACUGACGCUUCUGGCCCGAUUGUGUAGCAGGGACUUGAUCGUUUUAUGAUCGGCUGUAGAGUGCGGAUCUGGCGAUGGGAUAUGAUGGUAGAUUGCUGUCCAUAACCUAUUCCUUUUAGCAUUAUGGUGACAUUAGCUUUCAUUUCAUAAAUCAGUGAUUCUUAUCGAAAGCAAAUCUCCUUUCCUGAUGGUUUUCUUGUGUCUUUUUCGUGUAAAAAUACUAGCAAAACUAAUCAAAGAAAAGAUUAUAAUCGAUUACAAGUGUAUAAUAAGUCCUUAAAAAUCAUAUUAUAAUUCACUUUUCUGAACGGAUCAUUGUGUCAAAAAACGAUGACAUUUUUUACACGCAGACAUUUACCGCACAAUUUAAUUAUAUCUGCACAUGAAGGUUCGAUUGAAUUCAAUUCAGAAUGAGUCUUGUGCAGAGAGACACAAAGUAACACCCUUGACAAAGCAGUGAAAUAUUCAUAAUAAUACAUCCGUAAUGUCAUCCUCACAAAAGAUCUUCAAAGUCACCGAAACGCUAACACUAGAACACCUGUUAGUACGUAGGUGCGCCUGGUACAUAUGAGCAUUAAAAACGUAGGAAUCGCAAUCUAUGUAGGUAAUAUUCGAAAAGACUUAGUUUUUAUUUAUUCCAACGAAAAAAUAACUGGAAAGCAUCGUGUCAUUAACAGUCACAAAUCUACUGUGAUCCAUCUCACAGCAGACUAGCAGGACUAUUAACUAACGUACGGUCUUCAUCCUAUAUUCAUGACCACAAACUACACUAAAGUUCAUUCUAAUCGCAGCGCAGGUAGCAGUAAAAUAAACAUGAAUUGAAAAUCAAAGUUCCACCAAAACAGUCAAACAUGAAAAUUAAUGAUAAUUGUGUAGAUACUGGCAGCCACAACUAUAGUUACUUUGUACACCUAUACGGGUAAGCGACAAGUAGAAAUUAAAAAUUCUCAGAAAUCAACAUCAUUAAAAAAAAUUCAAAUAUUUAUCGAACAAUUUCAAAGCCGAACACAACACCAUCCAGGCCUUUGAAAAACAGCGGAGUAAAAGCGGUUGCUACGAAUGUGAGUGUAACUUCGGAUCAAGACAACACACCCACUCAUACUCACACCUACCGCAAGAUAAUCGCACCUAAACACCCCUCCCCCCACCAUGCUACACCAAGAGUUUGCAUCAAAACUCUCGGGCACAACAUAAUUUUCUAAUAAAAAUAUGUUUCUAAGUAGUCUCUCAAGCUGUAACCUUACAUAUGGCAAUUUCUAUCGACCAAAGUCUAUCGAAACCCGAGAAAAGCUGUAGAAUAUAACUUUCCCAUGAUACUUGAUUAAGAGUCUACUCCUUGUACUCCAAUCACAAGUAAUGUAGGAAAACAUUAUUAAAGAUCAUUUUCUAUUCAUAUAGCUAUUUGACUCUGAAAACAGUAUUCAACUCACGUAUUUGGCCGAAAAAUAUUUUCAAAGAUGUUUUUCCAGUGAUUACUCGAUUUUCAAUAUAUUUUUGAGGCUGAAAUACGUGUUUCAAUGGAAAAAGAUCCUUAAAGGUAUCUUUCUGAUACGAUUUAUUUUCGAUAUGUUUUCUUGAAAAUGAGAUCUGAUUCCGAUAUUGUUCCACGAGGAUACGACUAAGUCCGAUGAGGUUGCGACGGGUUCUUCUAGUUCCCCUCCAGAUCCAGUAUAGUUACGUGAUUCUUUCAGUAAAGGAAAAUGUUCAGAAAUGACCGGCUUUGGUACUGUUGUUUUCCAGUGUGAAUGCUGCUUCCAUCUUUCAGGUAUUGUCCGAAAGGAAUUACAUUGAAACCGGUCGGACUUGACUGAAAAUGGAUCGUUUUCGACGGGUUUCUGCUGUAUUCGAGCACCAGGAUCGUCGAUCUGGGUUGCUUUAUCAAGAUUUUUUCCAGUGAAAUUCAUAAACUCGUUUAAUUGUUUUCUAAUUACGCUACUACCGAUAGACAGACGAAGCACCUUUCAUUAAUAUGACGAAAAAUAAAUGCUGCAAUUGUUUAUAGAAAUCACUUGAAAUCAUUUGAAAUCGCCGAAAUCACGAAAUCAGUUUGUUCCCCCUUGCUGGAAUUAUUUUCAAGAAAUAUUCAUUGGAAAAAAGGGACAUUAUCAAAUUUUCUUGAAUAGUCGUGAUAAUUAUUAAUGAUACCUUUGCUAUCAAGAUUUUUGUAACACAUGAAAAAGGUUUCGACGACGAUGAAAUGAAGAUAAAACUCGAGUGUAAAUGCGAUGAUUGAAAUGUUAUUCAUUGUUCAAUAAACCCACUUAGGUUUUUCUUCAAACAAAAUACUUAAGCAACCUGAUUACCAUUGAGUCAUUGUUCGAUUCGAGUAGUGUAUAAAACUGUUCUUUCUCUGUCUCCCUCUGUUGGUCAAAGUUCUCUAUGUAAAAUUCUGCUUUUCAUUAGCGUACAUUAGUCUCAUAUCAAUAGACGAAACCGUGUUUUGUUUCAGAAUUAUUUCUGCACAAUGCUAAUCUGAAUGCGAAUACAAAUUGGUUACAGAGUGGAUUUACUGUAGCUGGAGGAAAUGGACUUGGCAACAAGAUGAAUCAACUCUACUAUCCACGUGGAUUGUACGUUGACGAUGAUCGAACUGUUUACAUUGCUGACUGCUCUAAUCAUCGUAUAAUGGAAUGGAAAUAUGAUGCGACGAUUGGUCGAAUUGUAGCCGGUGGAAAUGGAUACGGAAACCACCCUGAUCAGUUAAACGGUCCAACAGAUAUAAGUAUUGAUAAAGAAAGAGAUAGUCUCAUUAUUUGUGACUACAGAAAUAAAAGAGUAGUUCGAUGGCCUCGUCAAAAUGGUACAAAUGGAGAAAAAAUCAUCACAAAUGUUGGAUGUUACGGAUUGGCAAUCGACGAUGAUGGAUUUCUUUAUGUUGUUGAUUACGAUAAUCAUGAAGUUAGACGAUAUCGGAUCGGAGAGGGUCAAGGAACAGUGGUUGCUGGUGGAAAUGGGCAAGGGAAUCGCCUCGAUCAGUUGAAUAAUCCGACAUACGUAUUCGUCGAUCGAGAUCACUCCGUGUACGUAUCAGAAAACGGUAAUCAUCGUGUAACAAAGUGGGUGAAAGAUGCGAAGGAAGGCAUUGUUGUGGCUGGCAAUCAAGGUCAAGGAAAUAGUCUUGGACAAUUAUCAAAUCCUAGUGGAAUUUUCAUGGAUCAGUCAGGUAGUGUCUAUGUGGCUGACCGUGGCAAUCAUCGAAUAAUACGUUGGUCUCAGGGAGCCACACAGGGAAGCAUCAUCGCUGGUGCUAAUAAGCAUGGAAGUCAAUCGGAUCAACUCAAUUGCCCCAUUGGUUUGUCAUUCGAUCGAGACGGUAAUCUUUACGCAAGUGACAAUGAGAAUCACCGAGUACAAAAGUUCCACAUUCUUCAAAGUUGA